GAGGGGAAGGUGGGGGCUGCGAAGAGAAGCCGACUGCAUGUGUGUAGCCGAGAGAAAGAAAGAGGAUAUUGAAAAAGGGAAGGGAGGAGCAGACAGAGAUAAUAAGAAAGGAAAAAGGAGAGAACAGAAAGCGUCGGCCAUAAGAAGAGGCAAGAGAAUGAGUAACGCGUGUGCUACGCUGGGGGGAGGUGUGCUGUGUGUCUGCGGCUGGCUGUGUGUGCGUGCGUGAAUGCAUGUAUGUGUAUUUCGCUACUCGCUCUGUCUGUGCGCUGCACAGACUGGAACAAAUAAAAAGGAAUACAACCCAACGAGGCCGGAUAGCUUGUGGGCUGCUCUGCCGGCAAGCAAUUCUCAUGCUCCUCUCUGUCUCCUCUUCUGCUUUCUGCUCUCCGACCGGCAGCUCUGUCUGGACGUCUAGGACCACACUGUUUGCAAAGUCACUUCAGUGGAUGGCCCCAGAAGUGGAGGCCAGAUGGAAAUUGGGUCACAUGACCGCCUCAAGGAAGGCGCACUGAGCCUGGAACUGGCCAAUGGGGUGAGUCGCUACCCUAAUGAUGAUGAGGCAUCUAUGGAAACAGAGCAGCAGAGAGCAGGCAGUGUGCCUCCAAGGCAGUGCUGGGUGACAGGACAUGGCAAGGUCAGUGACACCCAACAACGGCAACCAUGUUGGAACACCAGCAGUAGUACAACCCCUGGUGAACCUGUCCACCAUGCAGACAUGGAGGAUGCCCACAAUCUGGUGGCUUUUUCUGCUAUUGCUGGCUCCUUGCCUCCUUCUUCUUCCUCCUCCUGCCUGCUUGUGCAGCCUAACACAACCCAGCUGUAUGAGAACUUCAUCCGGGAUAUGGGUGCUGAGGGGUCUCAGGCCAGACCCUCUGCAGGGGCUCCUGAGGGAAGCUGCCAACCUCCAGAAGACCUGAACUCCCUACAGACAGCACUGAGCCAAGCCAAACAUGGACAUAAGCCCCCUAACUGCAACUGUGAUGGGCCUGACUGUCCAGACUACCUUGAGUGGCUAGAGAAGAAGAUUAAGUUGGCAGCUGGUGAUGAUCAAGGUACCUGCAAAAUGGCUGAUGCCCCCCCACAUUCACAGCCUCACCUCCAGCAACCCCAUUUGCAGCAUCACCAUCAGUCCUAUCCCCAGGUGAAUGGUGGACAUCGCCUGUCUACUUCAUACCCCCAGCAGCAGCAAGGAACUCAAGGCCCUCACUCAGACAAAGUGCCCUGCCCCAAACCCCCAAUUCCCUGCUCUCCCCAGGUGCUCUCCAUAGCCAAGGAAAAGAACAUCAGUCUUCAGACAGCCAUCGCCAUAGAAGCCCUGACCCAAUUAUCUGGUACUGGUCCGCAAGCUGCUGGCUCUCCAGUUCAAGCCCCCUAUAAUAGUAACCUCCAUCACCACCAACAUACCCAGAACCUCCCAUCUCAGCCCCCAAAUGGCACUAGCUUGAUCCCGUCCUCUCCUGGAACUUACUCAUCCUCUUCACGCUCUCAAUCCGUCCCUCCAGGACUACACACCAGCCAACAGGCUCCAGUGCCCUGUGAGCACCACAGGCCCCAGUCACAGGGCCAGCCUCCCCAUGCUGCCCCACUCCCUUCCUCUACCUCUCCCUUUCCAGGUCAGGGAAAACCUCCAAGCUUCAACCCUAACCUCCAGCAGUGGCAGCAAGGCUCAGGCAGGCAGGCAGGCAACCCAUGGAUGUGUAUAAAGUCUGAGCCCCAGUCUCACUAUGCUGCUGCACCUCACAGUAGUUCAGACCCCAUGUCAGAGCUUAAACAGCUGCUUGGUGACACCAGUGGCAAGUUCAGCAAUGCUCCUUUCAAGCUUCCAGUCAGACAGCAGCUCAGCUUGAACCAGAAUGGGGGUAUCCAGGUCCAGGACAACCCGGCAUUGGCCAGGAUAAAGAGAGAGCCAGACUCUGGUGAGCACUACCAUCACACUGCCUCCAUGGGUCAUUAUGGCAUGGUUAAUGGUCAGCAGCAGGGUCAGCACUACCCUGGCACUCCCCUGUCCCCUGGCCAAGCAUCCAUCAGCCACUCCACUCAGGCAGCUCUGCAGCAGCACCUUCACUACAAGAGAAACCUCUUCUCUAACCACUCCUCUGGCUUUGGAGCACCAGGCCCAGGUGCACAUAUGGCUUGCCAAAACUUGAAAAAAUGGUGGCCACAGACAGAGGUAGAAGGUUUGCCACAUCUAGCCAUCAAACAGGAGCCCAAGGAACCCAAGAAGAAAAAAAAUCAAGGAUCUCCUGUCAUAAAAGCUAUGAGUGGGAUGCUUACAGGCCCCCCCCUGCCCAAACCCAAACAGAUAAUCAUCAAGAAGACCAAGCAGAAAGCCUCCAUGCCAACCUUCCUGCCUCAAACUCAGAUCUCCGUACAAAAACCAUCAGUCCUCAUGAUGGAAAGAGCCCCGGCCUUGACCGGCCAGCAUAUAAGUUCUCUCCCCCCCCUGCCCCUCCACAAUAACUCCACUCAGGCUGCUGUUGCAGGCCUCCCUGCCCCAGCCCAAUCUCAGGUAUCCAUUUCCAAUUCCUCAAUGACUCCCUCUUCCACUGUUUCUGCUUUGUCAGAAGACACUCCAGCCCUCAUGGGCCCUCUGCCCCCACCUGUGGCCACUGUAGCCCAUGCUAAGCCAGAGGAAGUGGGCAGCCUGGCCUCCAGUAACACCAGCACCACCGCACCUCUGACCUCCACAUCUCCAUCCAACACCUCACAAUUACAGAGUCUGGUCAGCAUAGACCCGAAGUACGAAGAACUGAUCCGCCAGUUUGAGGCUGAAUUUGGGGACUCAGUUGCAGAUGUACCUGCCAGUCAGCCCAUAGAAGAGACUGCAACAGCCCCUCAUCUGAGGAAUCAGUUCCAGACCAGUCCUCAGGACCUCAGUCCCACAUCAAUAUCCACCUCCCAGACUGCUCCCUCAAUUCUUGCCACUCAAGCCAGCUCCACAACUCAUCCAGACGACCAGGAGAUGGAAAACAACAAAGAUGAGUCAGGGACUCAAACUGAAGCAACCUCGAACCAGGCACCCACAGAAAUCCCUAUGGAGGAGGAGCAUGAGGGACCUCCCCAUGGUCCUGUGUUUCAGGAGGCCAUUCUGGACAAGCAGCAUCAACGCCAUGCAUUAGAGGAUACCUUUAGCAUGCCAUGUUCCCCGCUGCCUAAACGCAUGAAGAUCGAAGCCACGGGAGACGUAGCUGUACUUUCCACCACGUGCUAUUCUGAGGAGGACACGCCUACUAAGGACAGUUUGCCCUCAUCUCCAUCUCUAAGAGGCUUCCUAGAGUCUCCUCUGCGCUACCUGGACACCCCUACCAAGAACUUGCUGGAUACUCCUUCAAAGGAUCUACAGGCAGAAUUCCCCACAUGCACCUGUGUGGAACAAAUCCUGGAGAAAGAUGAAGGGCCCUACUACAAUCACUUGGGAUCUGGACCCACUGUAGCCUCCAUAAGAAACCUGAUGGAGACGAGGUAUGGAGAGAAGGGGGAUGCCGUCCGGAUUGAGAAGGUGGUGUACACGGGCAAAGAGGGAAAGAGCUCGCGGGGAUGCCCUAUUGCUAAGUGGGUGAUUCGUCGUGGCAGUGAGACAGAGAAGCUGCUGUGUCUGGUGCGUCACCGUGCAGGUCACCACUGUGCAAACGCUGUCAUCAUCAUCCUCAUUAUGGCCUGGGAAGGUGUCCCGAGGCCCCUGGCUGACAAACUGUACCAUGAGCUUAGUGGCACCCUCACCAAAUUUGGCAACCCCACCAGUCGACGCUGUGGCCUCAAUGAUGAUCGUACCUGUGCGUGUCAAGGCAAGGACCCUGACAGUUGUGGUGCCUCCUUUUCCUUUGGCUGCUCCUGGAGUAUGUACUUUAAUGGCUGUAAAUACGCCCGAAGCAAAAUGCCACGCAAGUUCAGGCUACAAGGAGAUCAUCCUGAAGAGGAGGACAAACUCAGGGAUAACUUCCAACAUCUGGCAACUGAGGUGGCUCCUUUGUAUAAGAGGCUAGCCCCACAGGCCUACAGUAACCAGUGCCUGACAGAGGCUAAAGCUCCAGAGUGCAGGCUGGGUUUAACAGAGGGCCGACCUUUCUCUGGAGUUACUGCUUGCAUGGAUUUCUGUGCCCAUGCUCAUAAGGACCAGCACAACCUCUACAACGGUUGCACAGUGGUGUGUACGUUAACCAAGGAGGACAACCGUAAAGUGGGGGAGAUCCCUGAGGAUGAACAGCUCCAUGUGUUGCCUCUUUACAAGGUCUCACCCACUGAUGAGUAUGGCAGUGAGGAGGCCCAGCGCCUCAAGAUGAAGACAGGAGCCAUCCAAGUGCUUCAGGCUUUCCGCCGAGAAGUACGAAAGUUGCCCGAACCUGCCAAGUCCUGCCGACAACGCCGUCUGGAGGCCAAGAAGGCUGCCUCGGAGAAGAAGAAAAGCAAACUCCUGCAGCAGGCGGGAGGGACACCAGACAAAACAGUGGUCAAGGCUGAGGUCUGCGUCACCGAAUCCCCUCUACCCCAAGGCAAUAAAGCAAUUAUAAAACAAGAGGUGAAGCCCAACAUCAAGAAGGAGCCCUUCAAUGGAUCAAUAGAUGGAUACCCUGUGCAGACAGCAGACCCAUUCAACAACAUCUAUCCACACCCUGCCUACUAUGCAAGGGGAGGCCUCCCCCCACCUGGCCAGCCCUCUGCAGCAGACCCAGUAAACGGUUACCACCAUAAUCUGCCCGCAAUGCACUAUGGCUACUACAACUACCCCCCUAACGCACUUUUCCCCCCUAAGCUGAGGACCUACGAGGGUCGAAAUGGCGGUAAGGCUGUCCAGGUAGACAAGAAACCUGACAUUCAGAGUCUUCAAAGCCUUCAGGCCAGACUGGCCCAGUCCAUUCCUGGCCACCCAGAGCAAACCAACCAAACAAAUCACAGCGCUUACACCCAGCCUCUUGACUACAACCAGUCCCGUCCUUCCUCUGUCUCCUCUGAGCUCUCCAACAGAGGCACUCCAGUCAUCAAACAGGAGCCUAUGGAUGUUCCAGUCUAUGAAGGCGUGGUGCCAAACCAGGCUGGUGCCCACACACCUAGCACCACCCCCCAGCCUGCUGCCUGGCCAGGGCUCAAGCUUAAUGGAAAUAUUGUUCCCACAAGUUGGGACUGCCAUCUAAAUCCUAAACAAAACCCUGAAGCCUCAUUAGUGAACCCAGACAAGCAGCAGUUUCACCAGCAUCCCCAGCAGCGGCAGCCCUCUCCUUACCCCCAGCAGUGGUCACCCUACCCUGGUUCAAAUACCCCGAUGGCUUCCCCUGCCCCUUCACCAUCCCUGCAGAUACCUCCCUCUCCAUCUCCCUCUCCUCACCUAGGCACAGCACUCCCGGGUAACAUACACCAUGGGUCCCCACGCCCUCUAACCCCACGCCCAAGCACCCCUCACCCAGGUACACCACAGCCUGGCACCUCUCACUUAGGCUCAGUUACACCACAGCCAGGCACCCCCAGGCACUGGCCCAGCCCUGCUCCUAGCCCCCAGCCGAAUCCAUGGGCUAUGGGGCCUGCAGCAUAUAGCCCUGGUUUGAAGCACAGCAAUCCUGCAGGAGCCUAUGCUGACAAGAUCUGGGCUAAAACCGGUGAGAGUCGGUGUUCUACUCCCCUUGGGCUUCAAGAGAAGGCCUGGAGGUCUUGUGGAGGUUCAGUGGCAGGCAGUACCCUUUCCCCUGCCCCGGAGGGCCGCCUCUUCCCAGAUGCCCUGCAGCAGUCAAAUCAGGCCUGCUGGGACCCCAGCCGAGCUGAGAGUGAUGUUGAGAGCACCAGGGGUCGUGAAUAUGAUGAUGAUGAGGUGUGGUCUGACAGCGAGCACAACUUCCUGGAUCCAAACAUUGGUGGUGUAGCAGUCGCACCUGCUCAUGGCUCCAUCUUGAUUGAAUGUGCGCGUCGGGAACUACAUGCCACCACUCCACUCAAAAGGCCUGAUCGUUCCCACCCCACCCGCAUCUCCCUGGUCUUCUACCAGCACAAGAACCUCAACCAGCCCAUGCAUGGCCUGGCUCUAUGGGAGGCCAAAAUGAAGCUACUGGCAGAGCGAGCACUCCAGAGGCAGCAGGAAGCAGCUCUCCUUGGCCUCUCCCAGGAAGACAUCAAGGCCCUCAGCAAGAAACGUAAGUGGGGUGCUACAAUGGCAGGGGCCAGUCCAGGACCUGGACAAUCAAAAGACAAGAGAGAGGGGCCAGUGACGCGGUUAGCCCCCACGUUCCACACCACCUCUAUGGUUACUGUGUCUCCCUAUGCCUUCACCCGCCUCACUGGGCCCUACAGCCACUUUGUCUGAGGUCAGACAGACACAAACAGACCGAUAACUAUGGAGUGGUGCAGUGGAGGGCUGGAGAGUGUGUUGAACAGGAUGAAUGUCUCUCAGCCGUCCCGCAGUCUGGCAUCUCUCCAUCCUGCCCCCUCCGCAGUCCACUUAGAGGAGGGGACAUUUUUAUUGUUUUUUACCUCAUGUCAGGCAGUGGUUUGGGCUUCAGACACACUGCCUGUGGUGCUCUUCCUCUCUCUUCCCUGGAGAGGAACUCCAUUGCUUUUUCUUGUUUAUAGAAUUUUAAUGAUUCUAAUUAUUGCUAUUAUUAUCAAUAUUAUGAUUGCUAUUGUUACUGUCAAUGUUGUUAUUACAGGUAUUAUUAUAAUGAAGACUUGUUUGUUUUUUAUUAUUGCUGUUUUCAUUAAUGUUAUUAUUAAUGAUGUGAUUGUUUUUGGUUAUAUAUUUUUUUAAAUCAAUUAGUCUGAGUCAGUCAGACUCAGACAUUUCCUUUUUCCAUGUUUGGAAAAUGUGUACCCUUUUUUCCUUUGUUUUUGUGUUAAUCUUCCAGCUGUAGGGGAGGAGUCAUUAUCUGCCUGGCAGGACAGCAAAUCAAUACUAAACAAAUAUUUAAAAAGCCUUUCCUGUAGGCUUGCCUUAGAUAUUUAUCUCUAUAUUGACUAUAUACAGAUAUGUAUCUUUUAUUU
Molecule: messenger RNA, 6963 nt
Organism: Scomber japonicus (chub mackerel)
Lineage: Eukaryota; Metazoa; Chordata; Actinopteri; Scombriformes; Scombridae
Gene: tet3
Product: tet methylcytosine dioxygenase 3
Exons: 10
Coding region: 473-6289 (1938 amino acids)
Biological process (GO): positive regulation of transcription by RNA polymerase II; oxidative demethylation
Cellular component (GO): nucleus
Molecular function (GO): DNA 5-methylcytosine dioxygenase activity
Source: RefSeq, a predicted model, not a curated record